Molecule: messenger RNA, 1841 nt
Organism: Leguminivora glycinivorella
Lineage: Eukaryota; Metazoa; Arthropoda; Insecta; Lepidoptera; Tortricidae
Exons: 8
Coding region: 1-1380 (459 amino acids)
Molecular function (GO): protein binding
Source: RefSeq, a predicted model, not a curated record
AUGUGUACAGUGGCCAUAAAUUGUCAAUGUCAUUAUGUCAACGUCAACGAGGUUGUGCUGGCUGUACCCGACCCGGUGUCGGCGAUUGUUGUUAAUGUUGUUAUGAUGUUAGAACCACAAAGUAAUAAUGAUUGGAUGGAUUGGACAAUACUUGAUUACUUAAAUGAAGAUUGCUGGCAUGCUGUGCUGCAAUAUGUGCCCAUCCUGGACCUCAUUCAUACUGAGAGCACUAGCAGACAAUGGCAGAAAAUGGUCCUGCAGUACUUACAAGGAAUUCAUAUAAGUAUAUUAGAAAAAAAAUAUAAAUUCAAAAGGGCUAAUCGUAAUGCUCGUGUGUUGGAACUAUCUCACUCUAGUUAUGACCUUGACUUCAAGUCAUUUAAUAUGUGGAUCAAGAAAGUUGGGCCGCCCGUCGUGGCCACUUACUGUGACAAUGUGGAAACAUUAAUACUAAUUAGAGAAAACUGUCCUAAUUUAGAAAGCCUGACUUUGAACAGCUUGCAUAACCGAUGUAGCUGCUGUGGUUUAUUGGAUAGUUUCCCGUACAACCUGAACAUGGACUUCAGGUGCUUGCGAGGGCUGUACUUCACUUCAUGUAAUGUGUCGGACCACUGUGUUUCUCAUUUUAUAGCAGAUAAAGCUGUAGAAGAACUAGAAUUUAACAAUUGUAACAUAAUGACAGGGGAUUUUUUCAAUACUAUAGACUUGUCAAACUUGAGAGCUCUUCUCUUAGAAAAUUGUGACGAUUUAGAGGCUGAGCACUUGCUUUCUGCAGUCGAGUAUCUUGGCAACCUGGAAAAGUUAGUCCUUAACCAUAUGUGUGCCGACAUAUACAAAGGAGUUCAAGGAAUUCUGGAUAAGAUGCCCAAAUUGGAAUAUCUAAUAAUAUAUGAUGAGAAAGACUCAUUGCCUUGCUAUGACUAUAAGCCUUUAUUAUGUUUGACUCGUUUGAAGUAUCUCCAGCUGAAUAUCCAAUUGCCCGAUGAAGCCGCGGCAGGUAUACUGCAGGGUUGCAAGGAUUUGACAACUUUGAAGUGUGACUGUUCUGAUAUGAGCGAGUCCUUCGUGACAGAGUUGCUGUGCACACGGGGCGCGCGGCUUCGCAAGCUGGAUCUGAUGAUGCUGGCCUUGGAAGACGAUGAUAUAGUGGCCAUCAUCAGCGCUUGCCCCGAGCUCACGAUGUUGGUAGUGUCGGGCGCGUGGCUGUCGCCCGCGCUGCCGGCGCGCGCGGCGGCGGCGCGGCGCGCGGUGCGGCCGGGCGUCGUGCUGCGGCUCGACCUCUCCGGGACCGGCUUGUCCGACCCGAACGAACUGGGAGAACUUUUCGGAGAUUAUGAACCGAUGAAGUUGGAGUAUGAAGAACUAAUUAUAGAAAUUUAAUUUGAAGAACGCCUACACAAUUACAAUAGAUGUCGUCACUGCAACCGCUUAUAAAACCGAAGUUUGACAGCAGUUCAGGGUCAAAUUAGUUGUCCCUUUCUAGUGUACAACACUAUCCCAUUCGACUAUUAGGGUUGUCAAAAAUCAAAUCGUUAUUAUUUCUGUGGUAACGUAAAGGAACGUCAAGAGACGGCAAAGUGAAGCAGACCGAGCAGAUGGAACUACGUAGUACCUACAGCAGCUUGUUAUCAGAAAAAAACCCUUCGAAAAAUGUAUAUAAUUUGAAAGUGGCAGCAUGCGGUUUUAGUCGCGCCAUCUCGCGUGAUACCAUGUCUUCUUAUAGGCCAUAUAAUGAGGAGGCACACUCAAAGGAUAUGACAGAUGACGCCACCUUAUUAGUCCAUUCAGAUAAAGAAUUUCAUAUGUGAGAGAAUAUUAUUUUUCUCUCUCUCACUACAGGC